Theobroma cacao (cacao) is the source of this 3296-nucleotide messenger RNA. RefSeq names its product scarecrow-like protein 34. NCBI's taxonomy places the organism in Eukaryota, Viridiplantae, Streptophyta, Magnoliopsida, Malvales, Malvaceae. The record is from RefSeq and is a predicted model, not a curated record.
CAACACUUUUCCGAAGAUAUGUUGAAAGUCUUCAUCACUCUCUGAGAUAUUAGAGUUUCUCUCUCUUCCAAGAAAGUUCCUUUGUUCCUUCUCUCCGGUCUUGAGGGCUCUUCCUAUUCUCCUAUUUAACAGACCAGCUCUGCAUCUUUCUCAAAAGGCUUUCCUCCUCUGCCCUUCUCUCCUUUUAUAUCCUCUUAAGGUAUCCCUCUUUGAGGUACGUUAAGUCUUGUUUCCUGGUGUUUCUCUUCUUCAUUUCGACUAUUCUAUCCCUCAAGUUUUCACUUUUGGUUGAAUUGGGUCGUUCUCUGGUUUGGGUUUUUUUGAUGGUCAUGGAUCCAAAAUUCACUGAUUAUAUAAACGGUUUUGGAGUUGAAGAUGAUGCACUUCUAUUCACUUCUGGUCAGUACCCGAAUUUCACAAAUGGACUAGAAUUUAAUGUCCCUUCUCCAGAUCUUGGCUUUAUGAGUGCGAAUGUUCCUGUUAUACCUCCUAAUCCUGACCCUGGUAUUUCCGUUCCACCUGCUACUGUAAGUUCGGAUGGGAGCUCGUUUUCUGCGUCCACGGGCUGGAGCCCAGAUGGGGAGUCAUCCUCACCUUCUGAUGACAGUGACUCCACGGAUCCAGUUCUCAAGUACAUAAGGCAGAUGCUUAUGGAAGAGAACAUGGAGGAUAAGCCUUUUAUGUUUAAUGAUUAUUUGGCUCUUGAAGACACUGAGAAAUCAUUAUAUGAAGUCCUUGGUGAGCAAUAUCCUCCGUCUAAUCAACCCCAACCUUUGCUCAAUGUGAAUGUGGAGAGUCCUGAUAGUAAUCUUUCUGGUAAUAGUCGUGAUUAUGGUAGUAACAGCAAUUCUAGUACAAGUAUUAGCACUAGCGAGGGGACUAGCAAUUAUAUUGAUCAUUGGGGGGUUGGUGAAGUCGUAGAGCAUGCUCCUUCGUUGUUGCAAGCUCCUCUUUCUGGUGAUUACCAUUUCCAGUCCAAUUUGCAACAGCCUAGUUCACAAUUUUCUGUCAAUUCAACUAAUAGCUCGAGUAACAUGGGUAAUGGGCUGAUGGAAUCUUCUGUUAGUGAGCUUCUCGUUCAGAACAUCUUUAGUGAUAAGGAAUCUGUCUUGCAGUUCCAGAGAGGGUUUGAAGAAGCCAGUAAAUUCCUUCCUAGUAGUAAUCAACUAAUUAUUGACCUAGAGAGCAACAAAUUUCCUAUGGGGCAAAAGGGGAAGGUUCCAAACCUUGUAGUCAAGGUGGAGAAGGAUGAGAGGGAGAACUCACCGGAUGAAUUGAGGGGUAGGAAGAAUCAUGAACGAGAUGAUGGAGGUUUGGAAGAAGAGAGGAGUAAUAAGCAAUCAGCUGUUUAUACAGAAGAGAGUGAUUUGUCAGAUAUGUUUGAUAAGGUGUUACUCUGUACUGAUGGAAAAGCUAUGUGUGGUUACAAUAAAACUCUGCAGCAGGUAGAAACCAAAACCUUGCUGCAAAAAGAACAAUCAAAUGAAUCCAGUGUUGGGAAAACUCGUUCCAAAAAACAGGAAAAGAAGAAAGAAACAGUGGAUUUGAGGACUCUUCUAAUUCUCUGUGCGCAAGCUGUUUCUGCUGAUGAUCGUAGGACUGCUGGUGAACUGCUAAAGCAGAUUAAAGAGCACUCGUCCCCUCUUGGUGAUGGAACUCAGAGGUUGGCCCAUUUCUUUGCUAAUGGCCUUGAGGCACGCUUGGAUGGCAGUGGUACUCCAAUACAAAAUUUAUAUUUUUCCCUAGCUUCCAAGACUACAGCUGCUGAUAUGUUGAAAGCUUACCAAGUGUAUCUUUGUGCUUGUCCAUUUAAGAAGCUAUCAAUUUUCUUUGCAAACAAAAUGAUUUGGCACAUGGCUGAGAAAGCAAGCACCCUUCAUAUUGUAGACUUCGGUAUCCUGUAUGGUUUCCAAUGGCCCAUUCUUAUCCAGCAUCUCUCGAAGAGACCUGGUGGGCCUCCUAAGCUACGCAUAACUGGAAUAGAGAUUCCUCAACGUGGUUUCCGCCCAGCAGAAAGAAUUGAGGAGACAGGUCGUCGCUUGGAAAGGUAUUGCAAGCGCUUUGAUGUUCCAUUUGAAUACAAUCCAAUGGCAGCUCAAAACUGGGAAACCAUCCAAGUAGAGGACAUCAAGAUUAAGAGCAACGAGAUGCUUGCUGUAAAUUGUCUUUUUCGGUUUAAGAAUCUACUGGAUGAGACAGCUGAGGUGGACUGUCCAAGGAAUGCUGUUCUAAAAUUGAUCAGGAAAAUGAACCCUGAUAUUUUUGUUCACUCUAUAAACAAUGGAUCUUAUAAUGCUCCCUUUUUUCUUACAAGGUUCAGGGAGGCUCUAUUCCAUCUCUCUGCAAUAUUUGAUAUGUUUGAAAAUACGUUGCCUCGUGAAGAGCCAGCAAGGAUGUUAUUUGAGAGGGAGUUUUUUGGGCGGGAAGCCACGAAUGUUGUAGCAUGUGAGGGCUCAGCGAGGGUUGAGAGGCCAGAGACAUACAAGCAAUGGCAGGUUCGGACAAUAAGGGCAGGGUUCAAGCCACUUCCAUUGAACCAGGAACUGAUGAAGACAAUUAGAGCUAAGUUGAAGUCUUGGUACCACAAAGAUUUUGUAAUUGAUGAGGACAACCACUGGAUGCUGCAGGGAUGGAAGGGGAGGAUUCUUUAUGCUUCUACCUGUUGGAUACCUGCACAGGAAUCUUGACCCGAAAAACUGAGAACAUGGCUAAGAUAAUCUUUCAGAAAAGGACAGGCGAUGAUAACUUCAAAAUAUGGGCAAAGAUUACAUAGCAGCAUUUGCCUUCUUCCUGAAGAAUCUUAUGGAGUUAAGAGGUUUCUAGUUGUAUGGUCUGAGGUUUACUAGAUAUUCUGUAAAUUAACUUCAGCUUGGCUCAUCCAGUGAUUGAGAGUUACUGAUCCUGCUGUGAAGUGUCACCAUCUUAGCGCUUUUCGAGGUGGAACAAUGGGGCAAAUUAUCUACUGAAUAAAGCUUUGGAGAAAUCUAUGAUCCUGUUGUUUUGUAGAGGCUGUACUAAUCAAAUCAUGUUCUUCCUUUCCUGGUUACUUCCCCGUCAGUGGUGGUGAUCAGGGGAAGUUGCGUCUUAGCAUGUUGUCUGUAAAUAUUUCCGUGAGUUUGAUGAACUGCAUUUGUUCAAUAUUAGUCUAUGAAAGUCAAGUUUUGCAGAAACCUGUUUUGGUACUUUGUUUACAUGUUCAUUGAUUGCUUAAUUGCCUUGUGAUUCUGUCGUUUCCACUUUUAUCGCCAUGAUCAGACACAAAGCAUUGUUUUAUGAUUCAGCAGGAGAUUGUUGUA